AAGAAUCCCAUUACGUUUAGAGCGCCACGUACAUUCGUGAAUAGUAGUUUUCUUGAAGGAUGAAUCAGCUGGCCGGUGUACGUAGACUACUGGAAGAAGAGGCAUGGCUGCAGGACAGGCUCAGCAGGGUGAUCUUUUGAAUAUGAACCACAGAGAAAACUGGAAGGUGCAGCAUGAGAAGCUCCACGUUAAGCAUCGCGGUCACGAGGCCAUGCACGCGGAGAUGGUCCUCAUUCUCAUCGCCACCCUGCUGGUGGCGCAGAUCGUCCUGGUGCAGUGGAAGCAGAGGCACUGCAGGUCCUACAACCUGGUCACCCUGGUACAAAUGUGGGUGGUCCCUCUGUAUUUCACUAUAAAGCUGUACUGGUGGCGCUUUCUCUCCACGUGGGGGAUGUUCUCCGUCAUAACCAGCUACGUCAUCUUCAGGGCCACCCGUAAGCCCCUCUCUGGCAGGACCCCUCGGAUGGUAUACAAGUGGUUCCUCCUCAUAUACAAACUGAGUUAUGCAGUUGGUGUCGUUGGAUACCUGGCAAUUAUGUUCACAAUGUUUGGGUUCAAUGUGUUCUUCAGGAUUAAAGCAGAGGAUUCAAUGGACGUGGGCGUGAUUAUGCUGUUUUAUGGCCUGUACUACGGGGUCAUGGGCCGGGACUUUGCCGAGAUAUGCUCGGAUUACAUGGCCUCGACUAUCGGUUAUUACAAUGUCGGGGGCAUGCCUUCUAGAAGCCUCCGCGAUGACAUAUGUGCUGUGUGCGGGCAGAAGAUCUUCGUGGAUGUGGACGAGGAAGGGAUUAUUGAAGACACAUAUCAGCUAUCUUGCAACCACAUAUUUCACGAAUUCUGUAUCCGGGGCUGGUGCAUUGUGGGAAAAAAGCAGACCUGCCCCUACUGCAAUGAGAAGGUGGACCUGAAGAGAAUGCUGAAUAAUCCCUGGGAACGCACACAUAUGCUAUACGGACAGUUAUUGGACUGGCUGCGAUACCUUGUUGCUUGGCAGCCUAUAAUUAUUGGCAUUGUUCAUGGUAUUAAUUUCUCUUUGGGACUUGAAUAGUACUUUGCAGCAUUGCGUUUAGAUUAAUAAUUUGCAUGUAUGUAUUAUUUGUAAAUUCUGUAUUUCAUCAUGUAUAGGCAAAGGAAACUUUUAUAUGUUAUAAUUUAUUGAAAGAAAUGGUUUACAGCACUAAAAGCCUUGCAGUUUUGCACCUCACCAUCUCCAACGUAAAAAAAAAAAAACUAUCUGAACGUAAAACAGUAAUUGCUUUGCUCUUUGUACAUAAAGUACCCCCCAAUUUCACAUCUAAUGAGAUAAUUUAUUCAAUAAAAAUCAAUAUAUAGUAGCAGGAAGCAAAGUUACAUAAACCUGGAUGCUGUUCUAUGGCAUGCUUCUAGAAAAAUUUUCAAGCAGUUGCAUUAUAAAUGCAUUCAAUGUUUUUUCAAUUCAGUUUAAUUUUAAUUGUGCAGUGCAUUUUACAGGGAUGAUGUCAUAUGCUUUGCUGGAAAAUUGGGAAAGAUGCCAGAAUUCCAUGAAAACUUGCUUGGUCAUUACAUUUAAAAGAACGUAUUGUAAUUUUGCUGUAAUGUGAUAUAAUGGGCUCAUGGAACAUUCAGUGGACUGCGACUUAAAAUUAAACAAAGAUAAUACUCUUGUUUGUCAGAAUUGCAAGAUAGAUAAGGAAACAUUUUCAUUUACAAAAUGAAUUUAGUAGGAAGUUUCUUUUGCAUUACAAUUUUGGUUUUGACAAAGGCAGUUGCCAAAGGUCAGUGUUUAUUCAACUUCCUGAAAUGUAUUAACUCAUUCAUGAAGUUGUUUAUCCAAGGACAAUGUCAAUAAAGUUUAGACCAAAUAGAACCAAAAGCUAAUAAAUUAACGAGAAUAAAUGAUCAAUGCAGGUCAAGAAUGUGUAAAAUGUUCACUGAUGUGAAUUGCCUGUUGUUAUUAUAAUGAGUAGCACAUUUUUCCUCACAGCAAAUCAUUGCCAAACAGUAAGAAUUUAACAUAAGGUGCAAACAAAAAUUUAUAUUUGUGUGCAAAUUUUAUAUUUCUUUGCAAACUGUACAUUUAUGUGCAUGUUUCUACUGGAAGAUUAUUUACAACGGUAUUGAUUUUUGCAGCCAUUUAGCUUGAACUACUCAUAUUAUGGUGUUAAGGAAAUCUCAUUUUUGAUUAACUUACUCUAAAUAAAUACAUUCAUACAAAUCACAAUAAAGAAGUGUUUGAAAGCUAGUUUGAAAUAUGCAUGAAAGGAGGAAUACAGCAUAUACAUAAACCUGAAAACCAAAAGGGAACUUGUUUUUAACAUUCUAGAGCUAGAUUAUUGACAUUAUUGUGUGUAUUUUAUAUUUGGUUGUUUAAAGGACACUUGCUUUAUUGCUAAUUUUUAACAUGUCUUUUUUACAAAACAGGAUAACCCAUUGGCCACAGGGCAGCCUGAGGGUUGCAAUGGUUUAUUUUUAUAGUGUGGAGUCUUCUAGAAACAAAGAUUCUCAAGGGCUCUUUGAGCUUACUUUAACUGUUGAAGUUCCUGUCAGUAUUGAAUUAUGGCCAGGAAUCUAGAAAUCCUCCAGUUGAGCUUCAGCUGUGUUCCGAUGCCGUUGGAAGAAAUAAAAUGUUUUUCUGA
Anguilla rostrata (American eel) is the source of this 2615-nucleotide messenger RNA. RefSeq names its product ring finger protein 175 (gene rnf175). The coding region runs from base 104 to 1048 and encodes 314 amino acids. The record is from RefSeq and is a predicted model, not a curated record. The transcript has 9 exons. Gene Ontology annotation, molecular function: metal ion binding; ubiquitin protein ligase activity. NCBI's taxonomy places the organism in Eukaryota, Metazoa, Chordata, Actinopteri, Anguilliformes, Anguillidae. Gene Ontology annotation, cellular component: Golgi membrane; endoplasmic reticulum membrane.